GCGACGGCGACGGCGACGCCGACGCCGACAUCGACGCAAACGUCAACGCCGACGACGGGGACGCCUACGCGAACGGUAACGCCGACGUCAACUUCGACUAUGGCUCGAGUCCCUUCGAGCGAGGCGGCGGACGCCGAGGACGCCGUCUGUAUGGUCCUGCCCAGACUGGCCCAGACCGGCCAGUCGGACGUGAAACCGGCCGCGAUUGUCGUGAAGACGAGUCAGCCGUCGAGGGCAGAUGUCGCCAUGCUGGGGGUCGGUUGCCUUGUGGAGCCGCAAAGUACGUUGUCCUCUCAAGCCCUGUUUCAGUCACGAGCCGGCCUCGAACUCGGCCACUCUGGCGGGUCAACGACGCUGACCGAACGCCCGAGACGAGUCCUCUUCGCGACGCCCUACUCCAACUAUCCUCUCGUCGGCAUCUCGAAUGUAUUCGCCGAAAGCUCUGAAGGACUGGCCGACGACGUUGACGACGGUCACGCGGAAACUGACACAAGCACCGAUACAACAACGGACUCACUCAGGCCUGCACCAAACGCCACAGGUGAGGAUAGCAUUUAUGAUGUUGCCAUGGGGACAAGUGAACCAGCCUUGAUUAAUCUGCUCGGCUCGACGAUGAUACCGUUGUUGGAGGACGAUAAAUCGCAAUUUGCCGACGUCUCCUCUGCCCACGAGAAGACGAGCGCAACUCGUACCAUCUCCACAGCGACCGAUGAUGACUGUUACUUUUGUCAGAAACGCCGACGUAACGCACGCUCAAAGCGUUGUCAUGAUGCUCUGGCACAGACGCGAAAACUGACCACUCCACUGAUCUCGCAACAGUCGACGCCGGUGAGCCUACUUUCAGCUCCCGUCUCCCAGACGACCGGGGACCGAGUCUGGUGCAGGCCGACCUCGGGACGAUGCAAAGGCGUGACCAGUGGGCAAACUCGAAAGCCAACCGGCGACAAUUGUGGCCAUCUCAACGCGGCCAACAGGCGACGAGCCGGUCAACUUCAGAUACCGUCGACGCCCGAAGCAGUUGGGAUACCGAAAAAGGGGGAGAAGGAGGAGCAAGAGGAAAAGAAAGAUGAGGAGGAGGAGGAGGAGGAGGAGGAGGCUAGCGAGACCGUCUCGACCUCUUCUGCCGGCACCUCUGGACAGACUCGCCUCAACAAACCGGCUGAGGACGCACCUGACAAGGCAAACAAGCCUCAAAAAGGCCAGUAUCACUAUCGCCUGUCAACUAGCUCUUCGACGCCCCCCACCCGCAGAAACCUGGUCUCGAGGGCCCCAACUGCCGAGUCUACAAGGCGAACACCCGCCGUCGUUGUGGGCUGUCAAAAGUUGGGCGUCUGUAGCAGACUAGCUCCGACUCGAACGACGCCUCGAGCCUACGCUCUUAAGCCCAACACGGGCAUCAGCCGUGCCAGUGGCCGAUGCCACGAAAUCGGCAUUUCUCAGACCUCCAAACUGGCGCCCACCACCACCUCCCACCACUUUCCCACCAAAGAGUCGAGCAUGUGUGAAGACUCGACCAGAGACCACCGACCGUCAUGCUGCCAGGCCAGUCGGAGGGCUCAUCUGCCCUACUACCGACAUGAACGUGAUCGUGUCUGGCAGAUGAGUCGACGCGACAGGGAACAAGAUGAACCGACAUAUCAUCUCUUUCCACCGCUCGGCUCCACCAACUUCAAACCAAUCACAACAUUAUCAAACUCUACUCGGGGCUCGCUCACUUCACUGCCUUGGCUCUCGUCAUCAUCGCAUGCCCAGGCGAUAACACGUCUCAAUCCGCGUAAAGGAUGCUUCAGCAAUCCACCAUUGUUGUUGUCACGACAACGACGCCGACGUGUUAGGCCGAUUCGAAUACCGGCCCUGCCUUUGACGACUGACGCCAGUCUGGAGGUCGGUAGAUCUGAUCUUUUUAGCGAAUCCCUCAAAUCCGACCGUCAUCUGAUGUCCUCCCACUAUCCCCGACACAUGUCGCCCAGACAGGCUCCUCUCACCUCGCCUGUCGGCAAUGCCUCGUCCGAUUCAGCAUUGGCCGGUGACGAAUGGAGCAUCGCAACGCCAGAUCCCGAUUUGACGAGUCGCCUAAGGGCGCAGAGAAACAAUUCACGACCCAGAAGACAGAUCCAGGCCUUGGAUCUAUGA
This is a messenger RNA of Protopolystoma xenopodis, 2133 nucleotides long. NCBI's taxonomy places the organism in Eukaryota, Metazoa, Platyhelminthes, Monogenea, Polystomatidea, Polystomatidae. The record is from the annotation of a GenBank genome assembly.